Messenger RNA from Vigna unguiculata (cowpea), 1904 nucleotides. Its product is annotated as receptor-like protein kinase FERONIA pseudogene. The record is from RefSeq and is a predicted model, not a curated record. Lineage: Eukaryota; Viridiplantae; Streptophyta; Magnoliopsida; Fabales; Fabaceae.
GUGAAAAUCUCAGUAUUUCUAUUAAUUAACUCUUACAUUUUUCUUUAUCAAAUACAAUAAGGUUAAAUCAUUUUAUAUUUUAAACAAAAAAUAUUAAGCUACUAGUGUUAAAUGGAUAUUUACUACAAAUUGAAUGUAUAAGCACAUUAGACAAGGUGUUCAUAUAUGAAGAUUGAGAGUUGUUACUUUACUCAUCGCAACUUUCUUUCAAGUUUCGCUCUCAAAUACAACGAACAUUCAUGUCUUCUUCGCUGCUUCGUAUUGACUACUACAAGCUUGUAUUGUAGUCAACGAGAACAUUCACACUACGACUUCACCCACGCGUAAUCUCUCAGGUUCACGGUAGUUAACAAUGAGGUUCAGCAGUAUCACUCCCAUAAAAUUCUUCUUCCUCUACCUCCAAGCGUGCACCCCUGUGAACAAUUUCACAAACACUUGCUGCACCGCUGGAGCAUCCUACAACAGUGAAAGAACAUGGACAGGGUACUCGUCUCGGUCUCGUGUGCUGGUUUCGUCCUUCCUCAGUGGGCAAGAUCCAAGUUCAAUCCACGCUCACAAAACCUGUCAAUCAACACGCUUAUCUGUCAGCGAUUUUCCAUCGCCGAGAUCAAAUCCGCCACAAACAACUUCGACGACGCUUCCGUCGUCGGCGUCGGGGGAUUCGGCAAUGUUUACAGGGGCUUAAUCCGCAGAAUUUUCAUCCCGGGAUCUCAGAAACACUUCAAUCCAGGUUCGAAUGGCGCUAAAAAGUUCCCGGGCAAGAUGGAGGUGGCUAUCAAGCGCCACAAACCGGGUUCAAAGCAGGGCGCUGAAGAGUUUCUGAACGAGAUCGAAAUGCUCUCGCAGCUCCGGCAUCGCAAUCUCGUUCUACUCAUUGGUUACUGCAACAGCAAGAAGGAGAUGAUCCUGGUCUAUAAUUUCAUGGCGCGUGGCAACCUCCGUGACCAUCUCUACAACAGCAACAAACCUUCCAUGCCAUGGAAGCGACGCUUGCAAAUCUGUAUAGACGUUGCUCACGCGCUUCAUUAUCUUCACAGUUGCGCCAAUAAAUACACGAUAAUCCACAGUGAUGUGAAAACCACGAACAUCUUGUUGGACGAGGAGUGGGUGGCCAAGGUAUCAGACUUCGGGCUUUCAAGAAUUGGGCCCAGGGAAUCCAAGGCCCAUGUCUGCGUCACCGCUAUGAAGGGUAGCUUCGGGUAUAUAGAUCCAGAAUAUUAUAAACGACAACAUUUGACGGAAAAGUCUGACGUGUACUCUUUUGGAAUUGUUUUAUUUGAGGUACUGUGCGCUCGCCCGCCUCUGAUUCACACCACAGAUCCGAGACAAGAGUCGCUCGGUAAUUGGGUUAGGUACUGUUACCAAAAUGGAACCAUGGCAGAAAUAAUGGACCCCACGUUGAAUGGGAAGAUUGCGCCUAAAUGCUUUAGAAUGUUUUGCGAGAUUGGGGUGAGUUGUUUAUCAGAAAUUGGGACGCAGAGACCGUCUAUGCACGACGUCGUUUGGGUGCUAGGGAACGCCCUGCAACUACAAGAAAAGGCAGAAAUUAGUGUGGCGCAUUCUAGUAGCAAACAUUUAUUGUCUAGUUAGGCAAAUUGAAUUAUUGAAGGGUUGAAUAUGCAUUAUUGAAUUUAUUGAAUUGAAUUACUUCAUUUCUAGGAUCAACUGUUCAUGGGUCGUUUCAAAGGACUCGUUUGGGGUGCAAAUAAAAAUCUUGCAUAUGGGGUCCAUAAUGUGAAUAGAAGGGCUGGAGUAUCAUCUUGUUUUGUGGGUUAUCUUAUUUUUCUAUGGAAAAGGCGUGUACAAAUAUAUUAAAAUGCCUUCUAAUAGGAUUUGCAUCCCUAACAAGUUCAAGUAUGAUAUACGUUACUUAUGCUUAAAGCAGUAAAAGUAUCUUUUUUUAA